Messenger RNA from Oppiella nova, 222 nucleotides. The record is from the annotation of a GenBank genome assembly. Lineage: Eukaryota; Metazoa; Arthropoda; Arachnida; Sarcoptiformes; Oppiidae.
AUGGCUGACGAUGGCGAUAAUCCUAACGGAGAGAUCAAUGAAUACGGAUUUAUUAGUUGUGUUACUUCCGAGAUGGACAGGGAUUAUCAGGAAUAUAAGUGGGAGUUCACUGAAAAACCUGGACAAAUAAGCACGACUACAACGACCACAACCAUCACUACUAUUACUACUAAUGUAUCACAACCUACAACUGAGACACCGAGGUUCUUCUAUAUUUUAUAA